This is a messenger RNA of Purpureocillium lilacinum, 462 nucleotides long. RefSeq lists its product as uncharacterized. NCBI's taxonomy places the organism in Eukaryota, Fungi, Ascomycota, Sordariomycetes, Hypocreales, Ophiocordycipitaceae. The record is from RefSeq and is a predicted model, not a curated record.
AUGUCCAACACUCGUGACGGCCAAGUCCGUGAUCUGGACGAUGUGGCACGCGAGAUGAGACAAAACGAGCUGGAGAACCAGGAUCGCGACUUCUCCUGGAGAAAGCAAGACCAACAGCGUGAUCAUCAGGAGUACCAACGACAACUUGAGGAGGUUCAGCAACAGAUUCAUGAGCUUGAGCAACGACUGCAUCGGCUGCGCACCCUCCAGAUUGAGAAUCAGUCAAACAAACAACGGGACAACCAGCACAAGCGCAAGCUUUUGGAGGAAGACCAGCGCCUGGACUUCCAGCAACACCAGGUCCGCGUGCAGCUCCAAGCAAUCAAGGAUCUCCGUGAGCUCGACGAGCGCCAGGCCGUCGAGCAGCAGCCGGAAACUCCGGCGUAUUUCCCUCCCCAGGUAUCUGACGAUGAUGAGCCGGUCUCUGAAUACACGUGCUCGCAAGUCUUCCCCUCAUGGUGA